AAGACCUCUGCAGAAACGGUCGCUUCGGGCUCUGAAAAAGUUUUUGUCUUUGAAAAACAUAAAAUUUCACAAUGGCGUCUGAUUCUGUGGACGAUCGGGAAAUGAGAGAGGCGCAGAGAGAGUAUCUGGACUUCUUAGAUGACGAUGUAAGUAGUUUUGUACUUUGAUAAUGUAGCUAGCUAACUUUUAUUGGAUGCCUUCGAAAGGAAACCAUGCAGCGUGUUGAGUUACAAUAGAUAACGUUGAAAUCAUGCCAACAGUUAGCUAGCUAGCUAGCUAGCUAAACUCCUUGGGCGAUAUUUUCUAACUUUGUAACGUUAGUUCCUGCCAUCCUAUCUAGCUCGUUAAUUUUACGAUGAUAUUGAUAGCCAGUGAGUGACAAUGUGUAGGCUAAUGUGUAACUUUAGUUGGGUAUUUAACGUUCGCCCACUGCUUAAGCCAGCCAUCACUUGACCUGGAUAGUGUCUGACGAUUACCCCAUUUGUGUUUUGUCCUGAUGCAGCAAGACCAGGGAGUGUAUCAGAGCAAGGUGCGGGACAUGAUCAGCGAGAACAAGAACCGACUUAUCGUCAACAUCAACGACCUGAGACGACGCAACGAGGCCCGGGCUGCCAGGUAGAAAAACAAAGAGGAUAACAGUAACUGAUGUUACACUGCAUUCACACACACACACACGCUUUUGGCAGUAAUCGAUUAGUUGUACCGGUAUGUAUCCACCAAGUUAUUGGCAUCCCACUAUGCAAGAUAUGUAAGGGGAUCUCUUUAGUUCACAUUCCAUAUUAAGUUCCAGACCAUACAAUACUAGCCAAACACAUAGAGCACCUAAAUAAAAAAUGAUCUACCGGUAUGUGUCUAUUAUUCUAUUUAUACAAGACUGUGUAAGGGAAACUAUGUCAACAACAUGUAAUACCAUGCAUAUUAACCUUUGCUCCCUUCUUCCCAGGUUGAUGACUAGUGCGUUUGAGGAGCUGCUUGCGUUUCAGCGUGCUCUGAAGGACCUGGUGGCGUCUGUGGACGCUACGUACGCCAAGCAGUACGAGGAGUUCUUUGUUGGUCUGGAGGGAAGUUUCGGCAACAAGCACGUCUCUCCCCGUACCCUCACCUCUCGCCUGCUGGGUAGCAUUGUGUGUGUGGAGGGCAUCGUCACCAAGUGUGAGUAUAGAUGCAGGGAUGGAUGGAUGGAUGGAGUGGUGUAAGGUAUCAAGCCAGCAGCCUACUCUGAAUGUCUAGGACCACUGUACUGCUCCACAACUACCCAUUCUAUUUUGUCUUCAGUUUCCCCCUCUCUGUUCUGCUUUGACAUGACAGCAUGGAGUCAGAGCAGAAUGUAAUCCAUAAGAAAUAAACAAAGCAGACUCCUUUUUCUAGUAUCCUCCCCAUAUCCAAAGUAAUAUCUAAUACCUCCUCCUGUUCCUCUCUCUCUAGGUUCUCUGGUGCGUCCCAAGGUGGUGCGUAGCGUCCAUUACUGUCCGGCCACCAAGAAGACCAUGGAGCGGAAAUACACAGACAUGACCAGCCUGGACGCCUUCCCUUCCUCUGCCAUCUACCCUACCAAGGUACGCACUCACUCACUGCCUCACUCCGUAGAUAACCUCCGAAAACUCUUGGUGGGGUCGCAGCGCAAAUAAUUAAUUAUCUCCAUCCCCUCUCUCUAGGAUGAGGAAAACAACCCGUUGGAGACGGAGUUUGGUCUGUCCGUCUACAAGGACCACCAGACGAUCACGGUCCAGGAGAUGCCAGAGAAGGCUCCUGCCGGUCAGCUUCCCCGCUCGGUGGACAUCAUACUGGACAAUGAUCUGGUGGACGUGGUAAAGCCAGGAGACAGGGUCCAGGUGAUCGGGACCUACCGCUGUCUGCCUGGCAAGAAGGGAGGAUACACCUCUGGGGCUUUCAGGUGAGGUCAUCACUUGGUAACACUUGUGCACGUGGAUAGUCCCCAAUAGAUGUUUUUUGUCGAUGUUUAACCAACUAUUUCACUAUCAUACUUUGUAAAGAAAGAGUUAAAACGCACACUUAAAAAGUUGAAGAGGACAUUAAACAUAGAAUAAAUAGAGAGAAUUACUCCCAAUUUUUGUAUUAUUAUGUGACUAAAACCAAUUCUUAGGCACACAGUACCUCCUUCAGGGGGGGUUAUAAGGUAUAUUGUUAUCCUACAUCUGUACUCUGUCCUCCAUCUUCCUCCAGGACCAUCAUGAUAGCCUGUCAGGUGAAACAGAUGAGUAAAGAAGUGUCUCCAUACUUCUCGGCUGACGACGUCUCCAAGAUCAAACUUUUCAGCAAGUCGAAGAUGGUAAAGAGCUGCACUGCCAUAGUGAUGGUUUUUAACAUCUUUAGUCAUUUAGCAGAUGCUGUUAUCCAGAGUGACUUAGUUAGUGCAUUCAUCUUAAGGUAGCUAGGUGAGACGACCACAUCGCAGUCGUAGUAAGUAAAACCUUCCUCAGUAAAGCCGCUGUCAGUACUAGUAAGAGAAGACAAUUGCAAGUGUUAAUUUCCCCUCUAGCGAUCAUUACAGAUCCAUCUCAAUAGUCUAAAAGGGUCUUCCUCUUGUCUACCAGUUCAUCUGAAAAGACGGGACAGUCAUUUUGGCCAGAGUCACUCAUCGACACAUCGCCUGGCAUCCCAAAUAUCUACAAUACUAAAUUAAAUACUCUGUGAUCAAAGAUGAGAGAUUCUACCGCUUAUUUUGCACCAUCCCAUUCCCUCAAACGCACCGUCUGUGUCCUCGUUCAUGAGUACGCUAAGAACAUUCUAGACCAUCUCUACCUAUACUAACUCUCUCCUCUCCUAUCCAGGAUGUGUUUGACCAGCUGUCCCGCUCCCUAGCCCCCAGUAUCCACGGUCAUGAAUACAUUAAGAAGGCCAUACUGUGUAUGUUGCUGGGAGGAGUGGAGAAGGUGCUGGAGAAUGGAUCACGCAUCAGAGGAGACAUCAAUGUACUGCUCAUAGGUACUGAGACCACUGAACUGCUGCUGUUCUUUCUCUCUCUCUCUCUCUUUAUCUCUUGUUCUUUCUCUCUCUCUUUAUCUCUUGUUCUUUCUCUCUCUCUCUCUUUAUCUCUUGUUCUUUCUCUCUCUCUCUCUCUCUCUUUAUCUCUUGUUCUUUCUCUCUCUCUCUCUCUUUAUCUCUUGUUCUUUCUCUCUCUCUCUCUCUUUAUCUCUUGUUCUUUCUCUCUCUCUCUCUCUUUAUCUCUUGUUCUUUCUCUCUUUAUCUCUUGUUCUUUCUCUCUCUCUCUUUAUCUCUUGUUCUUUCUCUCUCUUUUAGUUUUUUUAGUUUAGGUUAUGAGAUAGUAGGGUCCCAAACAGUGGUUGAUGGCUGUAUGACCUAUGAGCCUAAGGUCAGUUUGGGAAUAAUCUCUCACGACACACUGCUCAGAUUGGAACCCCUUUGACAGUGUUGUGUGCGAGAUCACCUAAAGCGAGACCGAUUCAAGACCGAAGCAAAUGGAGUCUGAGUCAAGACCCAGAUCGGACGGGGGUGGGGGCGAGACCGAGUCAAGACCGCAACCGGGAAGGGGACAAGGGGUCCGAGACGAAAUGCGAGUCCAGUUCAAGACCAUGAUUGUAAUUUUGUCAAAUCGCCACCAUAAUAAGAGUUCAAAAUGUCCAGUAUUUCUGUGUUCAUAUUUCAGAAGAACAUAUGUAUUCUUUAGACAUUCAGAAUGGUGAAAGAAUGCAUACGGAGGGCAAAUCACAUUUUAUUUGUCACAUGCGCCGAAUACAACAGGUGUAGACAUUACAGUGAAAUAAGGGCAAAGGAUUUAUAAAAUAGUAAUAAUGAUUCUAAUUAUAUUAUUAUUUUCAGUGAUAUUCUGAUUUAAUCUCUUCAGUUUUUGUUGGAAAGGGUUAACACUGAAGAGAAAAAAAAGAUCCAAUCAGGAUUCUUAUUUGGUGGUCUCUGGGGAGAUCAUUUUAGCUAGCUAAGUCAGCCAUUGGCUACGCCAUCAGAAGCUAGAUAGAAGGCAUCUGCCAUCCAUCUGUAUUAGGCCAACAUUUUGGAGUGACAGUGGAAUCAACCAAUCACAUUUUGACUUGUAAUGGGUGGGACCGACUUUACAAAAAACGUAUGUAAACUUCUGCCUUCUCAAAGGCCAACGUAUCACUGCGCAAUAGCGAGCAGUAGUUUUCCCACGGUCUAGCUAGCUAGCUUUUGUUGUAGGCUAGUUUGCAGCGGGUGUUAUCGAAGAGGAUGUUGUUGCUACUUUGUUAGCUUCUCCCUUUUCAAGAAUAACUUCUAAUAAGAAGUUAACUUUUUACUGCAGUGGUCUAAAUCAGGGUCACAGAGCGAUUCUUUAUAGUCUUAAACAAAUCUACUUUGAAACCAAAGUGUACAUGUCACACACACGGUUAUGGGCGGACAAAAAAGCCCAUGUCAAAUAUAGAGUUGAAAUGUAUUCCAUUUUUUGUUUGCAUCCCAAUAUUACACUUCGUAUACAUCACAAAAGUGUGUGGCGCGAAUGUGAAUAUACACUGCUCAAAAAAAUAAAGGGAACACUGAAACAACACAAUGUAACUCCAAAACUGUCCACUUAGGAAGCAACACUGAUUGACAAUAAAUUUCACAUGCUGUUGUGCAAAUGGAAUAGACAACAGGUGGAAAUUAUAGGCAAUUAGCAAGACACCCCCAAUAAAGGACUGGUUUUGCAGGUGGUGACCACUUCUCAGUUCCUAUGCUUCCUGGCUGAUGUUUUGGUCACUUUUGAAUGCUGGCGGUGCUUUCACUCUAGUGGUAGCAUGAGACGGAGUCUACAACCCACACAAGUGGCUCAGGUAGUGCAGCUCAUCCAGGAUGGCACAUCAAUGCGAGCUGUGGCAAGAAGGUUUGCUGUGUCUGUCAGCGUAGUGUCCAGAGCAUGGAGGCGCUACCAGGAGACAGGCCAGUACAUCAGGAGACGUGGAGGAGGCCGUAGGAGGGCAACAACCCAGCAGCAGGACUGCUACCUCCGCCUUUGUGCAAGGAGGAGCAGGAGGAGCACUGCCAGAGCCCUGCAAAAUGACCUCCAGCACCUUUGUGCAAGGAGGAGCAGGAGGAGCACUGCCAGAGCCCUGCAAAAUGACCUCCAGCAGGCCACAAAUGUGCAUGUGUCUUCUCAAACGGUCAGAAACAGACUCCAUGAGGGUGGUAUGAGGGCCCGACGUCCACAGGUGGGGGUUGUGCUUACAGCCCAACACCGUGCAGGACGUUUGGCAUUUGCCAGAGAACACCAAGAUUGGCAUAUUCGCCACUGGCGCCCUGUGCUCUUCACAGAUGAAAGCAGGUUCACACUGAGCACGUGACAGACGUGACAGAGUCUGGAGACGCCGUGGAGAACGUUCUGCUGCCUGCAACAUCCUCCAGCAUUGUCUGGUUUGGCGGUGGGUCAGUCAUGGUGUGGGGUGGCAUUUCUUUGGGGGGCCGCACAGCCAUCCAUGUGCUCGCCAGAGGUAGCCUGACUGCCAUUAGGUACCGAGAUGAGAUCCUCAGACCCCUUGUGAGACCAUAUCCUGGUGCGGUUGGCCCUGGGUUCCUCCUAAUGCAAGACAAUGCUAGACCUCAUGUGGCUGGAGUGUGUCAGCAGUUCCUGCAAGAGGAAGGCAUUGAUGCUAUGGACUGGCCCGCCCGUUCCCCAGACCUGAAUCCAAUUGAGCACAUCUGGGACAUCAUGUCUCGCUCCAUCCACCAACGCCACGUUGCACCACAGACUGUCCAGGAGUUGGCGGAUGCUUUAGUCCAGGUCUGGGAGGAGAUCCCUCAGGAGACCAUCCGCCACCUCAUCAGGAGCAUGCCCAGGUGUUGUAGGGAGGUCAUACAGGCACGUGGAGGCCACACACACUACUGAGCCUCAUUUUGACUUGUUUUAAGGACAUUACAUCAAAGUUGGAUCAGCCUGUAGUGUGGCUUUCCACUUUAAUUUUGAGGGUGACUCCAAAUCCAGACCUCCAUGGGUUGAUACAUUUGAUUUCCAUUGAUCAUUUUUGUGUGAUUUUGUUGUCAGCACAUUCAACUAUGUAAAGAAAAAAGUAUUUAAUAAGAUUAUUUCAUUCAUUCAGAUCUAGGAUGUGUUCUUUUAGUGUUCCCUUAAUUUUUUUGAGCAGUGUAUUUCACGUGCUUUGUGAUUGUGUAGGCUAAUUGUGUAGGCUACGUGAUUUCUCUAUUGUCCUACAUCAUUGAUAAAUGGUAUACCUCCACUACACUACUUUGAUAUGGAACAGUAGGGAUUAAGAAGUGAGUAUAUAUGAAGAAAAAGUGGUUAUAAGGCAUAUGUAUACCUGCGUAUGACCUCCACUACACCAAUGGCCCCUCUGUGUUUUACAAAAAGUGAUCUCUCCUACAUGAGUGCGCUGGUAUUACGGUUGCUGGCCUUUCAGAAUCACCAACCUGUCACACACUGAAGGCCUAAAGGUUCACCACUGGGAAAACAUGUCUAUAAUAGAUGCAAAGGCUGUUAAGAUAUUCAUGUUUCAAGAAAGGAGUGUAUAUAUUUGGCCUGGCGGAGCGGUUUUUAUGCGCUGACUGAAUGGAAGCUUAUAAUUAUGAUUUCUUUAUUUUUAUUUUUUUUAUUUUUUACUCCGCUGGUCUGGGGGUAGAAAUGACGAGUCCUCGCUGUCCGAGACCGAGUACAAAUGUAUCUGACAACGAGACAUUCAAAAUGUGGUCUCCAGUACUACAACGCAGCCUUUCGACCCUCUCAAUCAAUUUGGUUUGCUAGCUAGCUCACGUAACAUUUGGUUCUGGGUUAUGAGAUUAGUUUGGGAAGAACUUUUAACUUGUUAGUGAGUAGUGAUGGGUGAAAAAUGUAUACAGUUACAUAUCGCAAUAUUAUAUCAAUACUUUGACUCCAAAUAAUGUAUUUAUUUUUUGCUAGGUCACGUCAGCUAGCGCUAGUCGGCUGUGCCUGCACCAAAGCUCCGGUGUUUUUCAUCCUAUAUCUUGUUCUCAUGUUUAAAUAGUGAGCCAACAUGUUUUCAGCACUUUUAUUUCCAUGACCGAUCAAAACUAGUUUUCUCAUGGCUCUCUCUUGUCUCUCUGCAGCAGACAUAUGGUGAGCGAUACGUUUGAAACAUCAAAUCGCAGUGUCGAAUCUCAAUACAUAUCGUAUCGGCACUUAAGUAUCGUGAUAAUAUUGUAUCGUGAGGUCCCUGGCAAUUCCCAGCCCUAUUAGUGAGCACUGUUAAACGUGUUACAGUAUGCGUCUGGAUCCUAAUUGUAACACAUGUAAGACUGACCUCUCUCUCUCUCUCUCUCGCUCUCUCGCUCUCUCGCUCUCUCGCUCUCUUGCUCUCUCGCUCUCCCCUCUCUCUCGCUCUCCCUCCUCUAGGUGACCCGUCAGUGGCUAAGUCCCAGCUGCUGCGUUAUGUCCUGCACACGGCGCCCCGAGCCAUCCCUACCACCGGCCGGGGGUCAUCUGGGGUCGGCCUGACCGCUGCUGUCACUACUGACCAGGAGACUGGUAAAGACACACUCACACACAGGCUCACACACACAGGCUCACACACACACAGGCUCACACUCAGAUACUGAGUUGAAACUCGACAGAAAGAGUGAAUAUGAUCAUCCUUCCUGACAGUGAAUGAAUCCAUAACAUGCCUAUCAAAUUAGGUAGUGAAACAUUCAAAUACACCAAAUGAAUAAGUGAAUCAAUCAUAUUUACAUCAAUGAAUCAUUAGUUGAAAAAUUGAACGACUCACACCACAAAUGACUCACUGAUCCCAUCACCCAUAGAUGCAUGUUUACAUUUUAGUCAUUUAGCAGACGCUCUUAUCCAGAGCCACUACAGUAGUGAAUCAUUUAGCAGACUCUUAUCCAGAGCCACUACAGUAGUGAAUCAUUUAGCAGACUCUUAUCCAGAGCCACUACAGUAGUGAAUCAUUUAGCAGACUCUUAUCCAGAGCCACUAGAGUAGUGAAUCAUUUAGCAGACUCUUAUCCAGAGCCACUAGAGUAGUGAAUCAUUUAGCAGACUCUUAUCCAGAGCCACUACAGUAGUGAGUCAUUUAGCAGACACUCUUAUCCAGAGCAAUUAGGGUUAAGUGCCUUGCUCAAAGGCACAUCAACACAGCUAGUCGGCUCGGGUAUCGAACCAGCGGCCGCUAGGCUACCUGCCGAUUUAAAUGCUACUGUUAUAUUACCAUAUUGUGUGCUUCUCUCCUCUCCCAUCAGGUGAGCGUCGUCUGGAGGCGGGAGCGAUGGUUCUGGGGGACAGGGGUGUGGUCUGUAUCGAUGAGUUUGACAAGAUGUCCGACAUGGACCGUACAGCCAUCCAUGAGGUGAUGGAGCAGGGCCGUGUCACCAUCGCUAAGGCGGGUAUCCAUGCCAGGCUCAACGCCCGCUGCUCCGUGCUGGCAGCUGCCAACCCCGUCUACGGCAGGGUGAGCUAAGAACUAUUACAUGUAAUGAUGAAGGAAUGUGGUGCCUUGAAAGCGUCUCACAAAAACUUCUCUGGAGAUGGUUUGGAAGCGCCGCUGAACGGGCAUUUAACUAGUCUGUAAAGGAAUGCCACUUCUGAAGCGGGACUAACGUCCAUCACUAGGCAACCAGAACUGUCAAUCAAAUGAUCUCGAGCUGCCUGCACGCAGACCAUUUAACUCCUAAGAAAAGUACUUUGACUUACCAAAACAUUUAGUAGAAAUAAAACACAUCUACCCUACCAUAAACAACAACACAGCAGCACACCAAUCAGCAACGUUUAUUGUUGUUAGGGAAACAACACCCAAGAUUCUAUUGCGGAGCAGAAUUCUACUGUCUGAAAAGGAACAGACGGUUCUGAAAGGGUAUCAAUUGUCGCUAUCGACCUGUUACCGUAGCGGCGUCCUAUGUAUGAAAAGGGUAUAUGACCUCAUAAAAUGAUUUUCUAUUUGAGAGUGUUAGUCAUGAUCCGGAUCCUGGCCGAAACUAAUCUGGUCUCGGCAACUUACAAGAUGUGCUCUACCUCACUCCUCUCUCUCUAGGAUAGCAUUAAUCAGUGUCUCCUCUUUCUCUCUCUCUCUCCUCUUUCUCUCUCUCUCUCCUCUUUCUCUCCCUCUUUCUCUCUCUCUCUCUCUCUCCUUCUCUCUCCCCUCUCUCUCCUCUCUCUCUCUCCCUCCUCUCUCCCCUCUCUCUCUCCCUCCUCUCUCUCCCUCUCUCUCCCUCCUCUCUCCUCUCUCCCUCUCCCUCUCUCUCCUCUCUCCCUCUCUCUCUCCCUCCUCUCUCCCCUCUCUCCUCUCCUCCCUCUCUCUCUCCUCCCUCUCUCUCUCUCCAGUAUGAUCAGUAUAAGACGCCUAUGGAGAACAUUGGUCUGCAGGACUCUCUGCUGUCUCGUUUUGACCUGCUGUUCAUCAUGUUGGACCAGAUGGAUGCAGAGCAGGACAGAGAGAUCUCAGACCACGUCCUCAGGAUGCACCGAUACAGAGACCCCCGCGAACAAGACGGGACAGGUAACACUCUACUCCUAACAACAGAUCUGGGAUCAGAUGCACCACCAGGGACAGGGAACUAGAUAUGCCGGUGAUCACCAGUCCCGGUUCUUGAGGGUUGUUCGGGCCUGAUUCAACGUCAUUCAUCUUAGCUACAACUGCUUAUCAAGGCUUUUUAUUAUCUGAGUCAGAUGUUUUAGUGCUUGGCUUGAACAAAGGUCUGCAUACCCUGUGGUUCUCCAGACCCAGUGUGUGUGUGACCACUGAUCUAUGAUCUAGACUACUGACUGCGUGUGUGUGUGUGUGUGUGUUUUAGCCAUGGCCUUUGGUGGAUCAGUAGACAUCCUGGCCACUGAGGACCCUGACUCAGUUCAGGACGAGCAGGAGGAACUGCAGGUCUACGAGAAACACAACAACCUGUUGCACGGCACUAAGAGACGCAGGUAUGGAUAUAUACACACACACACACACACACACACACACACACACACACACACACACCACACACAAAAACACAGCAACCUGCUGCACGGCACUGGUAUGUGCUCUCUCUGGGCACGCUCGUUUUGCGUGAGUUGACAUUUCACUUCCCCCCUCUCUCUUUCUCCAGUCCUUCAUCACUGCAUGUUAAGGCUCUUACUUUUUCUAUUCAACUCUCCCCCUGGCACAGGCGGAAAACGUACGGCCCACUUCUCUCCUCCGUCCAUGCACUGCAUGUUAAGUCUUCUUCCUAUUUCUCUGCUAUCAGUGUUUUUGUUUAGAGAGAAGGUAGUGAGUAAGGAGUUCAUGAGGAAGUACAUCCACAUCGCCAAGGUGUUGACCCCCACUCUGACCCAGGAAGCAGCCAAUCACAUCGCUGAAGAAUCACUCCAUGGCUGGAAGCCCGGGAACAGCUGGGCUCCGACAUCGCCAGGGUGAGUCGUUUAGACACGCCCACACACAGAAUAUAGCCUUUGCUUAUAGGUGCACCCAUCUAGUACUGUGCCAGAAACCCUUUGCCUCCAGAACAGCCGGAGUUCUUCGGGGGCAUGGAUUCUACAAGUUGGAAACGUUCCACAGGGGUUUUGGUCCGUGCUGACGUCAUUGGACGACGUUACACCACCGCCACCAGCCUGUACCGUUGACACCAGGCAGGAUGGGUCCAUGGACUCAUGCUGCUUACGCCAAAUCCUGACUCUGCCAUCAGCAUGACGCAACAGGAACCAGGAUUCGUCGGACCAGGCAAUGUUUUUCCACUCCUCAAUUGUCCGGUGUUGGUGAUGGCGUGCCCACUGGAGCCACUUCUUCUUGUUUUUAUCUGAUAGUAGUGGAACCCGGCGUGGUCGUCUGCUGCAAUAGGCCAUCCGUGACAAGGAUCGUCGAGUUGUGCGUUCCGAGAUGCCGUUCUGCACACCGCUGUUGUACUGCACCGUUAUUUCUGUUUGUGGCCCGCCUGUUAGCUUCCACGAUUCUUGCCAUUCUCCUUAAACCUCUCAUCAAUUAGUUGUUUUUUGCCCACAGGACUGCCGCUGACUGGAUGUUUUUUGUUUGUCGCACCAUUCUCUGUAAACUCUAGACACUGUCGUGCGUGAAAAGCCCAGGAGGCCGGCCGUUUCUGAGGUACUGGAACCGGCGUGCCUGGCACCAACGAUCAUACCACGCUCAAAGUCGCUUAAGUCACUCGUUUUGCCCAUUCUAACGUUCAAUAGAAGUAACUGAAUGCCUCGAUGCCCGUCUGCCUGCUUUAUAUAGCCGGCCACGUGACUCACUGUCUGUAGGAGCGAAGCAUUAUCGUGAACAGGGUGGUAUACCUAAUAAAUUGCCCCCCCCCCCCAAUCUAACCUUCUCCCCCGUCUAACCCUCUGCCCCCCCUUUCCCCCUCCAGACAUCCCCAGUAACCGCUCGUACUCUGGAGACCCUGAUCCGUCUGUCUACGGCCCAUGCUAAAGCGCGCAUGAGUAAGGUUGUGGAGCUGGAGGACUCGGAGGUCGCUGUGGAGCUGGUCCAGUUCGCAUACUUCAAAAAGGUCAGCAGACUCGACAUGCAUAGUUGGUUGAUUGAUUGAUUGAUUGAUUGAUUGUCUUCCACAUGGUGGCCAUCCCAUAUGGGAUUAUUACACAGUACUUGUAAUGUAGGUUACAGCCUUUGUGCAAACAUACAUCUUCAUUUAAAUAAACUCUGUUGUAUUUUGGUAAAGCUUGUCUGAUGUCUGCAGUUAGUACAGAAUGGGUUUAAUCUGAAACUAAUCUCUGUUCUGUCCUGUAGGUUCUGGAGAAAUUCAUCUCUGUUCUGUCCCAUGGUCCUGUAGGUUCUGGAGAAACUCAUCUCUGUUCUGUCCCAUGGUCCUGUAGGUUCUGGAGAAACUCAUCUCUGUUCUGUCCCAUGGUCCUGUAGGUUCUGGAGAAACUCAUCUCUGUUCUGUCCCAUGGUCCUGUAGGUUCUGGAGAAACUCAUCUCUGUUCUGUCCCAUGGUCCUGUAGGUUCUGGAGAAACUCAUCUCUGUUCUGUCCCAUGGUCCUGUAGGUUCUGGAGAAACUCAUCUCUGUUUGUCCCAUGGUCCUGUAGGUUCUGGAGAAACUCAUCUCUGUUCUGUUCCAUGUCCUGUAGGUUCUGGAGAAACUCAUCUCUGUUCUGUCCCAUGGUCCUGUAGGUUCUGGAGAAACUCAUCUCUGUUCUGUCCCAUGGUCCUGUAGGUUCUGGAGAAACUCAUCUCUGUUCUGUCCUGUAGGUUCUGGAGAAACUCAUCUCUGUUCUGUCCAAUGGUACUGUAGGUUCUGGAGAAACUCAUCUCUGUUCUGUCCCAUGGUCCUGUAGGUUCUGGAGAAACUCAUCUCUGUUCUGUCCCAUGGUCCUGUAGGUUCUGGAGAAACUCAUCUCUGUUCUGUCCUGUAGGUUCUGGAGAAACUCAUCUCUGUUCUGUCCCAUGGUCCUGUAGGUUCUGGAGAAAGAGAAGAAGAGAGGGAGGAAGGAGCAGGACUCGGGCUCUGAGGAGGAAGAGGAGGAGACAACACAACGUACCCCUCGCUCAGACAAGAAGAGGUACGGCAUUGGACUCUUAUUUGUGAAUGUAAACAAAAUAGCCUCAAAACAUGGUUACCAACUAUCACUAUGGAUGGUUACAACUAUCACUAUGGAUGGUUACGAACUAUCACUAUGGAUGGUGACCAACUAUCACUAUGGAUGGUUACAACUAUCACUAUGGAUGGUUACAACUAUCACUAUGGAUGGUUACGAACUAUCACUAUGGAUGGUUACCAACUAUCACUAUGGAUGGUUACGAACUAUCACUAUGGAUGGUUACGAACUAUCACUAUGGAUGGUUACGAACUAUCACUAUGGAUGGUUACCAACUAUCACUAUGGAUGGUUACAACUAUCACUAUGGAUGGUUACGAACUAUCACUAUGGAUGGUGACCAACUAUCACUAUGGAUGGUGACCAACUAUCACUAUGGAUGGUUACGACUAUCACUAUGGAUGGUUACCAACCAUCACUAUGGAUGGUGACCAACUAUCACUAUGGAUGGUGACCAACUAUCACUAUGGAUGGUGACCAACUAUCACUAUGGAUGGUGACCAACUAUCACUAUGGAUGGUGACCAACUAUCACUAUGGAUGGUGACCAACUAUCACUAUGGAUGGUUACGAACCAUCACUAUGGAUGGUUACGAACCAUCACUAUGGAUGGUUACGAACCAUCACUAUGGAUGGUUACGAACCAUCACUAUGGAUGGUUACGAACCAUCACUAUGGAUGGUUACGAACCAUCACUAUGGAUGGUUACGAACCAUCACUAUGGAUGGUUACGAACCAUCACUAUGGAUGGUUACGAACCAUCACUAUGGAUGGUUACGAACCAUCACUAUGGAUGGUUACGAACCAUCACUAUGGAUGGUUACGAACCAUCACUAUGGAUGGUUACGAACCAUCACUAUGGAUGGUUACGAACCAUCACUAUGGAUGGUUACGAACCAUCACUAUGGAUAUGAAUUUGAUAGUGGUUACAUUUUCUCCAGGCCCAUCCCUCAGCUUUUUACCAAAACAAACUCUUUGGUGAACUCACACUUGACUUUUACUAGCAGUGACCUUGCUGAUAGCUACUUUAUUGAGGAAGAAUGUACUUACUGUGAAAUGUGGUUGUCCCAACUAGCCAUCUUAAGAUGAAUGCACUAACUGUAAGUCGCUCUGGAUAAGAGCAUCUGCUAAAUGACUAAAAAUGUCAAACGUUAUUGUUCCUACUGCCCCUUUAAAAGGAUAGUUGCUGUGUUUUCUGGACAUGUCUGUUAUUCUGUGUUUGUCCUGCAGGAGUCGCCGUGGUUCCCAGAGCAGCGAGGCCCGCGACCCGUACGACUUCGCUGGAGAGAAGGACAUCCCUGAGAGUAAGAACCAGACGCUUCUUUCUCUCAGUACCAUUUCUGCAAAGCACUAUGGGUUCCAUUCAGACUUGAGAUAAAUUGGCUUAACAUGGACUUCAGUCAUCAAAACAUGGACUUCAGUCAUCAAAACAUGGACUUCAGUCAACAUUUUUCUUGACUUGUGUCCAUGUUAAGUCAACUAAUCUCAAGUCUGAAUAGAACCUUUUUAUAUGAAUCAAAUUGAUUCUCAGUUUCAGAAUUGUUACCAUACACUGUUUGCCCCUCCCUCCCACAGUCCAGGCUGGCACGCCCAAACCGGCCGAGGCAGAAGAGGAGCCUAUGGAUGCCCCUGUCCCACCGAGCCAGGACGGGCAGACAGAGGUGUCUGCAGACAGGUGGGUUACAGUGCGAAGGGCAGAGACUCCUCUCAUGUUACCGUCAGUCACUCUUGUUAGGGGACCCUGCAUAGACUGGAUAGGUGAAAGCAAAAUGUUUGAACUGUGAAGAAUAUGUUGGAAGUCUGGGGCUGGGUGCUAAAAUAGAACCAAGACCUAGUUAGGAUAGGCAUGUGUCUAUCGCUCCACUGAAUGGAAGGCAGUUAUAUCCCUCUGUCCAUGUUAAUCCUCUCUCUCUCUCUCUCUGUCUCUGUGUCUCUGUCUCUCUCUCUGUGUUUUCCAGGCUGAAGGAGUUUAAGUCCUCCCUCCUGGAGGUGUUCCGUUCUGCACAUGCUCAGUCCGUUGGUAUGAACUCUCUGGUGGAGAGUGUCAACAAGGACAGUGACGCCCCCUUCACCCUGACAGAGGUCCGGGCCGCCCUCGCUCGCAUGCAGGACGACAACCAGAUCAUGGUGGCUGAUGAUAUCAUCUUCCUCAUCUGACACAGAGGUGGAGGCAGGAGAGGGAAGAGGUGGGAGGGAGAGGGAAGUGGAGGGAGGAGGAGAGGGAGGGAGGAGGUGGAAGAAGGAGAGGGAGGAGGGAGAGGACAGAAGGAGAAGCAAGA
Molecule: messenger RNA, 14698 nt
Organism: Coregonus sp. 'balchen'
Lineage: Eukaryota; Metazoa; Chordata; Actinopteri; Salmoniformes; Salmonidae
Source: the annotation of a GenBank genome assembly